Molecule: messenger RNA, 1487 nt
Organism: Colossoma macropomum (tambaqui)
Lineage: Eukaryota; Metazoa; Chordata; Actinopteri; Characiformes; Serrasalmidae
Product: coenzyme Q-binding protein COQ10 homolog, mitochondrial
Exons: 5
Coding region: 103-813 (236 amino acids)
Biological process (GO): ubiquinone biosynthetic process; cellular respiration
Cellular component (GO): mitochondrion
Molecular function (GO): ubiquinone binding
Source: RefSeq, a predicted model, not a curated record
CCUUCACCACUUGGAGCCGGCUGUGAGGAAAUAAAGGAGCGGCUAGGGAACCACGCGUGUAGGAAACCUGUUCGCAGCUAUAAAAUCACUACAGCUGAAUUAAUGGCGACGAAGACCACCCCGUUCCUCCUCCGAGCUCUGGUGGAGAUGACAGAGACUCAGUCGUACAACGUGCUGAGGAGAAAUUCCAGCAAAAGCACCAUCAGACAUUUGAGCUCUUGUGGUAUCUUAGCAACACAGCAUGCCAGCUUGCCCCUCCCACCUGUGACAUCACAGGCUGUGCCCACUCGGAACUUUAUUAACCUGGCUGCCCCCCUUGUAGCACGGAGAAUGGAGUACUCCGAGAACCGGACUAUUGGUUACUCAGCGGAGCAAAUAUACAACAUAGUAGCCAACGUGGAGCACUACCAGCAGUUUGUGCCAUGGUGCAAGAAGUCAAAGGUCAUGAAGGGGCGGAACGGAGAUGUGCAGGCACAGCUGGAAAUCGGAUUCCCCCCCAUUGUUGAACGCUAUGUCUCCGAGGUUACCGUCAUCCCCAACCACCAAGUCAGAGCCGUGUGCACAGACGGAUCGCUGUUCAGUCACCUCGAGACGGUCUGGCGGUUCACGCCUGCUUCUGGGAACCAGGGUGAUUCCUGUAACGUGGAGUUCUACGUGUCGUUUGAGUUCAGGUCACUGCUCCACUCUCAGCUAGCAACACUGUUCUUCGACGAGGUAGUUAAACAAAUGGUCAACGCUUUUGAGACGCGAGCGGGAAAACUUUAUGGCCCCCAUAGCCAUCCACAGGAGACCACCAAGAGGAGAGCGACCUGAGAACACUACUCAAAGACUUUUUACAAAAAAGACUUCCUUACAGUGCGACACAAUCACUGUUCACAAUCAGAGCCUUUAACUGUGGAGAAGAAGAAGACUGGUGCUUCUGUUUAGUCUCGUCCUGGACAGCGGACUCUAAACGCUGCUAUACUCACAAUGUGCACAAACUCAAUGACAAAGGGAAAUGAACAGGAGAUAAUAUGGCUAUUUAUUCAUUCACAUGAUUUAAUUUAUUUACUUGAAUGUAUUUAUCGCAAAUAUACAUUUUAUAUUUUGGGUAAUUGUAAUGUUAAGGAUAUAGAGAGAAUAGUUUUCUUUGAAGUAUAAGAAUGUGUUUCUGUGUAAGACCAAGGAACAGCACUGAGCUGUUUCGCUGAUUUUGAAUGAGUUAUUUUUUAAGCAUAGCUGAGUUUCUUCUGGGUAAUUGUUUUUAUGUUGAACCAAAGUUUUUAUAUAUUUCAGCCGAUGACAGCAAGAUUGAUAAACCAUAUAUUUUGUUAUUAAGUUAGCACUAAGCUAUGCAGCACACAUUUUUUUUGUUUUUCUGCGACAAAAAGAACACUGAUUUGGUAAAAUCUGUUUUUUCUGUACCAGCUUGUAAAAUCUUGAGCACUUUGACUACUUAUUAAAUUUUUGGAGUAAAUAUAUUUAAUAAAAUUUUUUAUUAAAUUAAA